AGAAAAUCAAAAGCGCAGCCGGAGAGAGGCAGAGCCGCAGAGGCAGGGAAGAAGAGGAAUGCCCGAAAGAGAAGGUGCAUUAGGGUUUCUCCAUCUUCUCCGAUUCUCCUGUCCCUCUUCCAAGUUCGCUCUGAAUUCCGAAGCGGGAUCGAACAGCGAAAGCGAACGCUUCGGUACGAGGAAGAGGAAGAGGAAGAGGACUCCAUUCCAGAACGAACCAGGAGCUUGAGCUCGACAGCAAUUUUCGAUCCCUCGGAUCCGGAUCAAAACGCUCUCUCUUCUCCUGAAUCGAAGGAUCAAAAUCAGGAUAGAAGAUCUUGCUUGACAUGGCUGCUUCUGCCAAACCUCUUACCGUUGGAAAUUGUUCCUUAAACGGAGAAUGGACUGUUGUUGGACGACGGCGUGGCAAACAAAGAAGAUAUGUCCCGAGGAUCAAACUUCCAGAAGUAAGAGAAGCAUGGACUCCAGCAGAUACCAACAUUGAUACUGAAAGAGUCUCAAAAUUGCUGCAGAAGCUGGAGAUAUGUAUGAAGAGGAUGGAGACCUCUCAGUUCUACCGGCGUUUUGUGGAGCAAAUUGCAAAUUCAGAAUCUUUUAAUUGCUUUCGCCGGGUUUUGGGCUCUGAAUCGGAGAUGCAGGUGGUUGUUUAUGGUAUUGGCAGCAUUGACUCAUAUGAAACCCCGAGGUUGCAGCUGAGUCUCUUAUUAUUGAUGAAGAGAAAGUUCAGUUGGAUGGGCGGCAUAGAAGUUUUUGAUCCCAUACUUUCUGCAACAGAAUCUCAAGUGUUACAAGCUCUUGGUUGCUAUGUCCUCUCAGUUAAUGAGCAAGGUCGUCGCUGUGCUCUAAAGCCCACGCUUUUUUACAUGCCUCAUUGCGAGGCUGAGUUAUACGACAAUCUUCUGCAUGCCAAUCAGGAGGCGGCCACGCUGAAGAACGUAGUACUGUUUGGAAAUAGCUUCGAAACGUAUGAGGAGUAUGCAUCUGCGAUUAGAAAUUCGUCCAUAGUGCAUUCUGCAGGGCAUAUAUUGGCUCUUAAGAAAUUCACAUGUGAGUACAAAAUCCAGAUUGUGUCCGAUGAUUAUUUUAAAGCCUUCCAUGAUUCAAGUUGGCAUUUUUUCAGCAAUGUGCAUGACGCAUAGCUGCUAUUUGUGUAACCCUGACCAAUUAUUGUUGGAUCAGCAUUGUGAAAAACUAUAUGCUGGUGGAAAUAGAAUGGCUUUGGCGUUAAGUUAUUGUGGGAAAUUCAUCUACGAAUGAAAUGGACUUAAACGAAUCGUCCCUU
Molecule: messenger RNA, 1282 nt
Organism: Syzygium oleosum
Lineage: Eukaryota; Viridiplantae; Streptophyta; Magnoliopsida; Myrtales; Myrtaceae
Product: protein SENSITIVITY TO RED LIGHT REDUCED 1
Exons: 2
Coding region: 327-1139 (270 amino acids)
Biological process (GO): microtubule-based process
Cellular component (GO): nucleus; cytoplasm
Source: RefSeq, a predicted model, not a curated record